GAGAUGUUUGACGGUCAGGUGGGCCGCCGUACUCGCGUGAGCAUGGGGGGCAAGAAGCUUCCUGCGAAGGAGCUGUCCAAGCACGACUUUGUCAUAGCCGCAAGGGAAGAGCGCGUCAAGCGGGCGCGAUCCCGCCUUGUCCACGAGACCAGCACCAAGCUGCAAGCUUGGUUCCGCGGUUGUCGCACGCGGGCGAUUACUCGCGCGUCGUUGCAACACGCAGUGGUGGCGAAGUGCAACGACGUCGCUACGUUGCAACGCAUGUACACGUUUGCGAUCCCAGUGCCUGUGCUCACCCGUCUAGUCCAAGAGACCAUCUUCGUCGGGCGGUUGUGGCAACCUCCAGCCACGGCGGACGCUGUCGUCGUGCCAUGCAGCGUGCUGGGCUUGGUGCAGCAAUCGUGGACGGCGCUUCAGAUCGAAUGGGAUCGUUCCCCUUCCAGCAAGCACGAAUGGACCGUCCGCGUCGCGUCGCUCUGCUCGCUCGUGUCGCGGCUGCGCCCGUCCGACCUACAGGGAAUUCUCCCACUUGUGGCCGAAUCCCUUCCCCAUGCGCUCUACCUCUGGGCCAUUCGUCCGUCGUUCGGGUUCUUUGAUGCCGUCGUGGAGGCGUGGACCCGCGACCGCCAUCACCAGUUCCCAGCGUUGGCGCCGUACGUGGAUACAUUGGUGCAGUCAUAUGCUUUGCAUGAAGCGUUUGCUUGUACUUUGAUGUCGCUGCCAUUGAGUGCCCAGCAGCCCGCCUUGAAACCAUGGUUGGACGCGUCGUAUUUGCAUCUUCCUGCCAAUACGUUGUGGAUUACAUCCCCGUGGCAGCAAGCUGUUGUCGUGGGCAACCUCUUGGAUCUAUUGAACUCGUAUAAUCAAGUGGAAACCACCGCAGUGACCCUCCUGGUCCAAUAUACUUGCCAGUCAGUGGUUGAUUUCGCCUUGAACUCAUCUACCAUCCAAACUCAACUCCAACUCAUUGCUUCUCGAUCAAUCGUGUCCAAACUAUGGCUAUCAGCGUUACAGCAGCCAACUCCUCGUCUGGUGUACGGUGUAGCUCAGGUGUAUGCGUGGCUACUUACUGGUCAUCCUUCAUCUUCUCCAUUGGUUUCCACGGUGCUAUUUACCAUCUCCAGCUCUUCCGCCAUCCUCCGCCAUGUAUUUCGCCUGCUCCAGUCGCUUCCAUCUCCGCUUUGGCUGAUCUUUUGCUCCAGUUUUGGGUCUUAUAUCGACACUUCGGAUGCCCACACCCUAUCGAACCACUUUCCCCAAAUCCCAGAACUUGUGACACUGCUCAGCCACACGUUAUAUGGGAUACUGUGGCGCGAGUCGCCCACAGUGUACUCAAUUGAGAGUGAGGCUCAACUGAGUGCGAUGGUCCACCUCUUUAACCAGCUCCACGCCCGAGUUGAGUCGAUUGCAUUGUGGCCAUCGCUGCCGAUUCCGCCAGAUGUGAUGACGUUCGAAGAAGAGAAAAAUGACAAAACCGUUAAGGUCUUUUUUGAAUCCAACACUCGCGCCAAGCUCCAGUACGUGCUCACGACGAUCCCCCAAGUGGUGCCGUUUGAAACGCGCGUGGCGCUGUUCCACUCGUACCUGCACCUGGACAAACAAAAUGUACCUAAUCGACACGUGUUUGCGGCGCUCGUGCCCCUGCGUAUCCAGCGAGAGCACAUUGUCACAGACAGUUUCGAGCAGUUUCAUGCGAUACAGUCACUCAAGGGACGUCUGCAGAUCACAUUUGUGAACGCCCAGGGCCUGGAAGAGGCGGGGGUCGAUGGCGGCGGCGUCUUCAAAGAAUAUAUUGACACGCUCACCAAAACUGCCUUUUCCACAGAGUUUCCGUACUUUUUGGCCACGGACGACCACCAGUUGUAUCCAAACCCCCAAGCCCACUUGUCGUCAGACGACGCCGUCGCCUAUUUUCGGUUUCUUGGGCGGUUGUUAGCCAAAGCCAUGUACGAGGAAAUCCUGAUCGAGCCCCAGUUUGCGCUGUUCUUUCUCAAGAAAUUACUGGGCCAAUUCAACUCGCUCGACGAUUUGCGGUCGUUAGACGCCCAAAUGUACCGCCACGUGCUCGAGCUCAAGACUAUUCCAGACGUCGAGAGCCUCGGGCUCACGUUUACAGCGGCUUCGGGUCCCCAUUCCGUCCACGAGCUCGAAACAAACGGGGGCGAGGUGGCUGUCACUGGUGAAAACGUGAUUCGGUACAUCCAUAAGCUGGCGGAUUUCAAAUUGAACGUGCAAAUCGCCGCCGCCAGCCGCGCCUUCUUGGUCGGGUUUCACGACCUGAUCCCGUCCACGUGGUUGCGUCUGUUCAGCCCGGUCCGAUAGUCGUCUAUGUGUAUCUUCUAUUAUAUGUAUCAAUAUAUAUAUAUAUUAUUUACCCAUGAUGAUUCCUCUAUGACUGUGUUUUUUAUUGUUUUACCUAUGCAAAAUCAUCUAUUUUUGUUUACAAGGAAUGAUAGACCGAGCUCCAGAUGCUGAUUGGCGGAGCCACUUAUGAUGUAAACGUGGCCGACUGGCAGGCGCAUACGACGUACGGCGGCGGGUACCAUCCGUCCCAGCCUAGAAUCCAGUGGUUUUGGGAGAUUCUAACAGAUAUGUCACCUCUCGAACGAGGCGAUUUGCUCCGAUUUAUCACGAGUUGCUCGAGGCAACCGCUACUCGGGUUCAAGCACCUGAAUCCGCUGAUUUGCAUCCAGCAAGUGCGAACGACCGACGACGACCGGUUGCCGUCGAGCGCCACGUGCAUGAACUUACUCAAACUGCCCACGUACUCGACCAAACAAAUCAUGCGGGCCAAGCUGGUUUAUGCCAUCCAAGCCAAAGCUGGCUUUGAAUUGUCAUAGAUUAAUAACUACUAGGACUCUAAUAAUAGUAGUACUACUAUUGCAUCCAUA
Molecule: messenger RNA, 2891 nt
Organism: Aphanomyces astaci
Lineage: Eukaryota; Oomycota; Saprolegniomycetes; Saprolegniales; Verrucalvaceae
Exons: 10
Coding region: 4-2322 (772 amino acids)
Biological process (GO): protein polyubiquitination; ubiquitin-dependent protein catabolic process
Molecular function (GO): ubiquitin protein ligase activity
Source: RefSeq, a predicted model, not a curated record